UUCAAUCAUCACAUAGUCUUCGACCAUGACGGCCUUCAAAGUGUGCGUGUUUGUAACUUUAGUGACACUUUCGAGUGCUUCCCCGACAAAACCUGCCUUCUGGAAAGGCACUUCUUUCGAUUCGAGUGUGGAAGAGAUGAGAUCUUUGUGUACGGAGGACGAUCCAAUUGCUUGUCUUAAAUACAAAGCGAUUUCUUUCCUAGACUCAAUUUUACAAAAGGAUAACUUCCAAAUUAGUGAAGGAGUUGAAGUGACUAGAAAUAAUAACGAAGUUGUUACAAGCCGGAGCGAAAACUCAAUCGAAGACAACAUUGAAGGUUUCAUCAAAACUCAUGAUGUCAAAAUUGAUGCUCCAUUGUUCGGAACCAAGGUCACUCUUGGUGCCAGAAACUUGGAUAGUGAUGAAAUUGAUCUUAAAUUGAAUUUCGGAAGUCCAGUUGAAGCACGAAAAUCUAAACUGAAGAAGAUUGUGAUCCCAAUUCUGGUGUUUGUUCUACUGAAAGCCAUGACUUUGGUCCCUCUUGCGCUCGGAAUUUUAGGCUUGAAAGCCUGGAAUGCCCUUCAAUUAUCCUUCUUCUCCUUCAUCGUCGCUGUAGGUUUAGCCGUUUUCCAACUUUGCAAGAAAAUCGCCUCCGAACACGCCCCACCUCAAAUCUCGGCACACCCACCAUGGGAAGCGGCACAUUACGCCGCCAGAGCUCUUUCAGACUCACAAGAAGCCCAAAAUCUGGCCUAUUCCGCACACAAACCUUAAAUUAUUGUAUUUAUAACGAAAUAAAAAAUUGUUUUGUUGAUUCAAA
Molecule: messenger RNA, 800 nt
Organism: Tribolium madens (black flour beetle)
Lineage: Eukaryota; Metazoa; Arthropoda; Insecta; Coleoptera; Tenebrionidae
Exons: 3
Coding region: 26-754 (242 amino acids)
Source: RefSeq, a predicted model, not a curated record